This is a messenger RNA of Ruditapes philippinarum (Manila clam), 2724 nucleotides long. RefSeq names its product homeobox protein SIX6-like. The transcript is spliced from 2 exons. Gene Ontology annotation, biological process: regulation of transcription by RNA polymerase II. Gene Ontology annotation, cellular component: transcription regulator complex; nucleus. The coding region runs from base 213 to 1019 and encodes 268 amino acids. Lineage: Eukaryota; Metazoa; Mollusca; Bivalvia; Venerida; Veneridae. Gene Ontology annotation, molecular function: RNA polymerase II cis-regulatory region sequence-specific DNA binding; DNA-binding transcription factor activity, RNA polymerase II-specific. The record is from RefSeq and is a predicted model, not a curated record.
ACUAUCAAAAAGAUGUAUAAUAGACAACUUGAAAGGAAUCGCCUAUCCAUUUUAAGAUAUGACGGUGCGAAAACAAAACAUUAAAUCGGUUGUCAUAUAUCACCUGUGAUUUUUCGAGACUUUGUUAAAGAGGAUAAAAUAAAGGAUACACAUUAUUUAAAACAGUAUAAACUGUAGACUUUUUACUUUGUGAAGUACACCACUGCGUCGAUAUGUUCGCUCUACCGACGUUGCAUUUUACACCGCAGCAAGUGGCGCAAGUUUGUGAAACUUUAGAAGAGAGUGGUGACAUUGAAAGACUCGGACGGUUCCUAUGGUCAUUACCGGUCAAUCCGUCGGCACUGGAGGCCCUUAACAAACAUGAGUCAAUUCUUCGUGCACGCUGCCUGGUUUGCUUCCAUACUGGUAACUACAGGGACUUGUACCAUAUCAUUGAGUCUCAUAAGUUCGGGAAGGCAUCUCAUGCCAAACUUCAAGCAAUGUGGCUGGAAUCUCAUUACCAGGAGGCCGAGAAACUCCGUGGUCGGCCACUUGGCCCAGUUGACAAGUACAGGGUACGCAAGAAGUUUCCAUUACCUAGAACCAUUUGGGACGGUGAGCAGAAGACGCACUGUUUUAAGGAACGAACCAGAAACCUCCUCCGUGAAUGGUAUUUACAAGACCCAUAUCCGAACCCGACAAAGAAACGUGAACUUGCACAGGCUACAGGUCUGACACCGACCCAAGUUGGAAACUGGUUCAAGAAUAGAAGGCAGAGAGAUCGGGCCGCAGCAGCGAAAAACAGAUUAAAUAGUCAAGGUGGGGACAGUUCAAGGUUAGAUCAUUAUCAGGGCUCUUCACCAGACCGAGACUCCUCCACCGAUUUCGACGAUCUAGACGUUGACGAUAAGUCGUUUGAAGAAGAUGACGACGAAAAAAUCGAUAUCGAAAAUGAAGAUGAAACCGGAAGUACAACAUCAUUAGCGUCUCCGUCAGCCACUCUCACAGCCCCACCUACUCCGCAGAUAUCGCCCACCUGACUAUAUGGCCUGCAAAACCGGGAUUUAACUUCAGCAGUCAGUAAAGCGACUUUCCUUCCCCAGCCAUGGGCUUUGAACUUAAGUGUCCCUAAGAUGAACCUUAACCCAGGGCCUGUUAGGUCAUUUGGCAUAGACGAUAUUUUACACAAGCCGCUAGAUUUCUCACAAAGUAGUCUUCAACAAUUACAACAUAAUCUUAGGCACGUGCAUAGUAGUUUUCCUUAUAAAUAUAUGAAUAAUUAUAUGGCUAAUUUUCAACAGACACAUACCGUAACUUCGCGUGACGUGGAGCAGACGGACAAAAUUGAAUCCACGUGCCGCCGCGAAAAUCCGGAAAGCAGCGAGAGCGCGCAAUCCGGAAAUGGGGAUUAGUGUCAGAGUAGAUCCAAAUGUUAGGUAGAUAAAGCAUGAAAAUAACACCUAUAUGCGACCGGGAAGGGAAUUAGCUUUCUUCUGGAAUUACUGAUGAUUUGUUUAAUUUGUAAAUAAUUUAGAAAUCGUGGCAAUUUACAAUAAUGGAUGUCAAGAUUUAUACAUUUCAAACAUAAAGACAUGAUUAUGAACACACAAAGUGCUACGUUUGUUUUCUUUGUAAACAGUUUAUCCUUAGUAUUUAUCAAUUAAAGAGUUUUGUGUGUUGAAAAAAGUCUGCGGAUUCCAGAAAACUAAAAUGAAAGAAAUCUCAUUAUUUCAUGAAAGAAUUUCCAUAAUAUGAAAAACAUGCACGGUAAAUGGAAUCCUCGCUGAAUAUAUGUAUGAAAGUCUACAGUUGAUUAACAUUAACUGAAAAAUAAAAAGAGGACAUGUUUUCUAAGGUAUUUCGGGAGGUUUAUUUCCUUUGUAAAAUUCAUUUUAGUGAAAAAAAUACCAGAAAGCACCCCAAUAUUGUUGGAGAAUCAUCAAUAGUACAUUAAGUGUUUUGAUAUACAUGUAGUUAUGUUCCAGAUAGCUUUAACAAUUCCUUGCCAUCAUCAUAAUGUUAGUAUGUGUUUUCAUAUAAGAAUGGUGUAUAUAUUAAUUCGGAUAUGUGCUUGUUUACGGACAGACGAAUCGUCAUGAUGAUAUUCAUAACAUUUAAUUUAACUAUACUUCUUUCAUUUUUUUUCUUUCCUAAAUAUGAUAAUAGUUUUCCACAAAUACAAAACUCACCUUGUUUGUAUAACCUAUAUUUUGUUUAAUUGUUAAAAAUUAGAAUAAUCGGUUGUUUAAUUAUAGCAAUACAGUUUCAAAUGGGUAAUUUAUUUCUUUCAUUAAGACGUGUGUGUUUUUCUUCUAAAUUUUCUUUUCUUCUACACUUGUAAGAAAAUCAGUAUAAAGAACACCUAUAUGAACAACAUAUUUUUAUAAGAAUUUUUAAAAUUGGGACUACUUUGUUUCAAAAGUAGUUCAGGCUUUACAUAGAGAAUUGACAUUGACAUGGCGAAACGAAAUCUACAAUAACUGAUUGUGAUGUCAUUAAAUGACGAGUUUCAGUUUUUUUCGUAUAUUUGGGUUCUUUUUUUAUUUUUAAACAGUAUGCUUCAAUUUGAGAUAUAUUUUUCUUCUUUUCAUUCAUUUUAUCUUAUUUCAGUCGUUAUUCUUUGAUCAAAUGUUUAUCAUGUUUGUAGAAUAUAGUCAUUUCAUUGUUUAUUUUCUUGUUUUUUACCAUAUUGAUUUUUGUCGGCAUUGUUUAAAUUAUUAUUGAUCUAUAAAGUAUUGAAACAUA